CCCAUUUGAUGUAAAUUAACCCCCACCAAGAUCACAAAAAAAUUUAGGGUUUGUAGAGUCGCCUUAUCUCAUCUUUACUUCCCAAAAGUAGGAUCAGCACAAAGAGAGAGAGAGAGAGAGACGACAAUGAAGAAAGGAGAUUCUUGUGUUGAUCGUCUUCCCAAGUUCUUCAGAGUGUACCUACCUAACGACUCCGGAGACGAUCUCGAGAUACCAGUCUCUUUCAGCAGCUAUUUACCAAGCUCUGUUCCUAAGGACGUGACCGUUAGAAGCAUCAACGGAAACGUCUGGAAACUGAAGUUGAGGAAACGUCGUGGUGAUCCUGCGAAGUUCUCGAUGGUGGAUGGGUGGAAGAGGAUCGUCAAGGACGAAGAUCUGAAAGGCGGGGAGUUCUUGGCUUUUGAGUUCGAUGGCUCUCGUCUCUUCGACUUCUGUAUUUACGGCCAAGGAACCUGUAAAAAGCUUGGGAAACCCACAGAGAUCGAAGAAGAUGAAUCUGAUGAUGACGACGAUGACGAUGAUGAUGUCAUUGUUAUUAAUGAUGAAGAUGAUGAUGAUGGUGAUGAUGUUGAGGCCGAUAAUGAUGAUGUUGAGGCCAAUGACGAGGAUGUGGAUGUUAAUGAUGAGGAUCUUGAUGUGGACGAUGGUAUGGAGGCUGAUGAUGAUGAUGAUAGAAAGGUUCUGGAUGAUCCGGAUAGCCCGUCCUUUACUGUGAUCCUAAACCCGAAGAAAAAGAGCCAACUGCUCAUCCCGUCUCACAUUAUGAAAGACUACAACAUACACUUCACUGAGCGUAUAGCUAUCAUCGACCCGCUCGUGGCUAAGUUCGGGACGUUGGAGAGGAAAAUCAAGUUUCAGGAUAACGGAAGUGUGUUCGUCAAGGGAUUUGGAAGUGUCUUCAGAAGGAACAACGUGACAACUGCUGAUAAGAUGGUAAUUGAGGUGAAGAAGAAUGGUAAUAAUGUAGCUCACAUUCUCAAGGUCCACAUUGUUAGGGGAUGAAUGAUGAGUCUCUCCCUCUCGGUUUAUGUAGUCUUUGCAUGUGUUUGUGUUUUAGCACCAUUAUAUGUAAGGAUGCUUUUAUGAUUUCGUUUUAUAGCUAUGGAUUAUGUUGUGAAAGAUGUUUUUAAAUUAACUUUGGUUAAAGACGUUUUCUACAUA
Raphanus sativus (radish) is the source of this 1161-nucleotide messenger RNA. Its product is annotated as B3 domain-containing protein At5g60130-like. The coding region runs from base 127 to 1002 and encodes 291 amino acids. The transcript has 5 exons. Gene Ontology annotation, molecular function: DNA binding. The record is from RefSeq and is a predicted model, not a curated record. NCBI's taxonomy places the organism in Eukaryota, Viridiplantae, Streptophyta, Magnoliopsida, Brassicales, Brassicaceae.